UCUCUGUGUUAUCUUGAAUUCAUUUGCAUUUCCUCAACAUAGCUAUUUUGAAUUCUCUGUCUGAAAGAUUACAUAUCUGUUUCUCCAGGAUUGCCCUGAUACCUUAUUUAGUUAAUUUGGUGAGGUCAUGUUUUCCUAGAUGGUAUUAACGCUAGUAUUCUUCAGUGUUUGGGCACUGAAGAGUUAGGUAUUUAGUGUAGUCUUCACUGUCUGGGCUUAUUUGUAGCCAUCCUUCUUGGAAAGGCUCUCCAGAUAUUUGUAAGGACUUGAGUGGUGUGAUCCAAGCUGUAUCUGCUUUAGGGGGCACCCCAAGCCCAGUAAUGCUGUGGUUCUUGUACACUUGUCCAGGUACCACCUUGAUGGUCUUGGACAAGAUCUGGAAGAAUUCUCUUGAUUACCAGACAGAGACUCUUGUUCUCUUCCCUUACUGUCUCCCAAACAAAGUCUCUCUGUUUUGAGCCACCCAAAGCUUGUGGUAGAAUGACACAAGCACCCCUAUGGCUUCCACCACUGUGACUGCAUUGGGUCAGACAUGAAGCUAUAACAGCACUGGGUCUUGCCAAGGCCUGCUAUAACCACUUCCUGGCUACUGCCAUUGUUUCCUCAAGGCCCUAGGGCUCUACAAUCAGCAGGUGGCAAGGCCAGCCAGGCUUGUAUCCUUCUCUUCAGGGUGGUGAGGUCCCCCAGGCCCCAGGUGAGUACUUAGUGCCCUCUGGGAAUCAGGGAUUAGAGUCAAAAACUUUAGAAGUCUACUUGGUGUUCUAUUGCACUGCAGCUGAGCUGGCAUUCAAACUACAGGAUCCAGUCCUUCCCACUCUUCCUUCCCUUUCCAAAGGCAGAGAAGCCUUAUCCUGUAGCCACCGCCACCCCAGGCCAUGAAGAGUAUUGCCAAACUACCAAUGACAUUCUCUUAAGGACCAAGGGCUCUUAAGUCAGCUUAUGGUGAAUGCUGCCUCGCCUGGUACUCAUCCUUCAGGGCAGUGGGCUCCCCUCUGGGCCAGGGCAGGUCCAGAACUGCCAUACAAGAGUCAAGUCCUAGAAUUGGGGACACCAAGAGUCUCCCUUGGUGCUCUAACCUGCUGUGACCAUGCUGGUAUCUAAGGUUCAAGGCAAUGUCCCCAUUGCUUUUCCCUUUCAAGCAAAAGGAGUUUUCCCCCAUAGCUACCCCAGCUGGUAAUAUGCUGAGUCUCACCUGAAACCUGCAAGUCACACAGGCUCACUCAAGGCCCUCAAUGUAGUAGCUAGGUAUUGCUGCUGAUUAUUUAGAGCCCAAGGGCUCUUCAGUUAGCAGGUGAUGAAUGUUGCCAGGACUGGGUAUUUUCCUUCAAGGCAGCAGGUUCCCUUCUGGCCCAGGGUGUGUCUAGAAAUGUCACUUGGGAGCUAGAACCUGGAAUGAGGGCCUCAUGACUCUGACUGUUGCUCUGUCCUGCCAAGGCUGAGAUGGUAUCCAAGAUGCAAGACAAAGUCCUCCCCACUCUUCACUCUCCUCUCCUCAAGGGAAAGGAAGGGGUCUCCUUUGAAGCAAUGAGCUGUGUGGCUUCAGGUUCUUUGCAGGGUCGGGGUCAGGGGAUGAUGCCAGUAUUCCCUUGGCUGCCCCAGCUGGUGUCUCAGUGUGUCAUGUGCCCCUCAGUCCACUGUCUCUGGGCCUAGUUGAGCACUAGGAUUUGCCUAAGAGUUACAGUCCUUAUGGCCUAGACUGCCUUUCAAGCUUACCUGGAGGCACAGCGUACUAUAGCCCUCGGUGGCAAGAUGUAUAGGAACUCAAGUUCUGACUACUGGGAUUAGCAAUUCCCCUGUGUCUAGGGCUGGGUUAAAUGCUCCCUCUGUGGGUGGGGAUCAGCUGAGUUUGGUUCAGUUUUCCUCACUGACCCAACAGGACAGCACUAAGUUCAAUGCCUCACAAUUGCUGUGUUUUCCCUCCCCCAGUGCCCGGAGAGGCUCUCUGCACCAUGAUGGAGGGGUGGCAUUGCCAAUUCAGGACUGUUGUUUCUAGCUCUUCAGUGACUCAGCCACAUGAAGUUAAAUCUAGGUACGAUGAGUGCUCAUCUGAUUUUUGGUUCUUAUGAAGGUGUUUUUUCUAUGUAGAUAGUUGUUAACUUGGUGUUAUUGGGUGGGGGACAAUGGGUGGAGCCUUCUGUUCCACCAUCUUGCUCCGCCUCCUCCAGUUAUCUGUGUUUUGCACACAUAUCUGAGCAGUAGGUCAUAGAUUUGAAGCUUCUGAUUUAAACUUAAAUGUGUCUGAGAAUAUUUAUCCUUAGGACACUUAUGUGUGCAUUUGCAUGUUAUUGCUAUAAUAACUGCCUCAUGGUGAUUGCAAAACGUAAAACAAGGAGGGUUUAAGCACAGGGGUGAGUUAGAAAAGUACUGAAGGAUUUAUAGUUAGUAGGGAGGCUUAACAGUGGGAUAUGUCAAGCACAUUAAGUUGUUCCUGAGUUUGCAAAUAUUUUUCUCUGUGAUUAGGCCAUCUGUGUUUGCUAAUUGGGGCCCAUCAAAGUUAGGCUUCUACCCUCCCACAGGAACUGGGAGUUGGGGGUGCUAUCUUUGAUGAUUAUAUAUCAAAGAGAUAGCUCCCAGGUCCUUGAGGAAGACAUUCCUGAGUUGUAAAACCGUCAAGAAGCUUUUUAUAAAAACACCUCUCAAAGGAGGCAGAGGAAGAACUUACAAUUCCAAGUUUUCUGAAACAAAUGCUCUAAGAAACAAGAAAACAAGUAGUCAGGGCCUACAGUUAGUAAGAAGCCCGUCUAAAGUUCAGUCAUGCUGAGGAGAACGUCAAUGCCAUCUCAGUCAUAAAGUUAUGGUAAAUGUUGAUGUUUAAAAAGCUAUACAUCAGUAGGUCAGUUUUAAACAAAUAUUAAUGUUAGAUGUUUACAGCCCUAACUUAGAAUCCCCCUCUCCUUGCCCCAACUUCCUCCCAAUUACCCAGUGCAUCAGGAUACCAUGGGAUGUCAGUGGUGGUGACUAGGUAAGAAUUCUAUCCUUUCAAGAACCUGAAGGAGAAACCUGUGCUGCCCCUAUAUAUUCCACUCUCCCAGGGGACUCUGCCUGCCCCAGUGUCUACCAACGGAUGCUUAAUACUGUACUAGUGCCAUGUGCUUUCACCAGCUGUGCAACCUUGGGCAACUUAUUCAACCACUCUGAGCCUUGGUCUCUUCAUUUGUAAACAAGCAUAGUAAAUACAUACCACACAGCAUUGUAUUAGGAGUAAGUCUGAUCUGUGUAUAGCACUCAACACAAUGCUUGGCAUACAGUAAUGACUCAAGAAAUAAUAACUAUCAAUAAUAACUAACUUAUUUCAGCCAGAAAGUAAGUUAAAAGUAUUAUGGCUUAAAUCUACUGAAAUUAAAGCAGAAGAAACGAUCAAUGAGGCAGCAACUACUUCCAAAGUGCCAUGUCCUAUCCUCUGCAACUUUACCCAAUUUUCUGCCCAACUUUCCAAGUCCUGUUCCCUCAAACUUAAAAUAUUUUCCCAUGCAGAUCUCAAAUCUUCAUGUUAUUUAGCCCAAGGGUGUAAUGCAAUUUUAAAAAUUACAAUGUUUUGUUUUAUUUUAUUUUCCUCUUUAUCACUUGUAGCAUUUUACCCCAAAAAAACCCAUGUGGGAGUUAACUGACUUUUCAGGAAUCCUGUGCAAAAUUCUCUACCCUAAAAUGUUCUCCUUUGUUUGUGCCUUGGUAGCAACUCCAGACUUUUCAGGAUUUGGACUCUGCUUUAGAAUUGUGCUUAGAUUGUCUCCACAAAAGUGGUCCGUUUCCUCAUCCAAUGAGCUCUGCCUGCUUGUCUGUGUGACACUCCAGUGGAAGGAAGCCAAGAGCCUAUAGUAGCGAUCCUGGGGAAUAUUUCAGCAGCUGGGGCCAUGUAAUUUAAAACCUCUGAAAAGUGUGCUGCAGUCCGUGCACAGCAUUAGUAUAACGCGAGGGCUGAAUGCAGCCCGUUCUCCGGAGAACUUCCUCACUCCCUGCAGCAAAGAGAAGACUGAAAGACAAACCUGGGUGCAGCCGGAGAGGUCCAGAUAGAUGAGCUUGUGGCAUCCAUUCCCCAAGUUCAGAUGGUGAUUAACUGCUACGGAGAAAAAAUGAAACAAGAAAAGGAAUUGGGAGCACCCAACAAGUGGGAGGGAAUGUGAUUUAAAAUGGGUCUGAACAGGAAGUUUUCACUGAAAAGGUAACACUUGAGCCAAGAUGUGCAGGAGAUGACAAGGGCAGUGCCAUUGACCUCAAGCAUCUCUGGAGCCUACAUUCAACAUGGGACUCCACGUACCCCAGCUGGGUCUCAUUGUUCCAGAACUGCAUUAGUUAAGAUUACCCAAACUUGGAUUUCAAAGGAAUACUUUCAUUGUUCCAUCUGUCACACGAAGUAAUUGGGGCCAGCUGGAUGUCAGGAUGCGCGUGGUUACCAUUGUAAUCUUGCUCUGCUUUUGCAAAGCUGCUGAGCUGCGCAAAGGAAGGCCAGGCACUGUGAGAAGCCGAGUGAAUCAUGGCCCUGCGGGUGGAGGCCGGAGAGGCUCCAACCCAGUCAAACGCUACACACCAGGCCUCCCAUGUGACGUGUACACAUAUCUCCAUGAAAAGUACUUAGAUUGUCAAGAAAGAAAAUUAGUUUAUGCGCUGCCUGAUUGGCCUCAGGAUUUGCUGCACAUGCUGCUAGCAAGAAACAAGAUCCGCAUAUUGAAGAACAACAUGUUUUCCAAGUUUAAAAAGCUGAAAAGCCUGGAUCUGCAGCAGAAUGAGAUCUCUAAAAUUGAGAGUGAGGCGUUCUUUGGUUUAAACAAACUCACCACCCUCUUACUGCAGCACAACCAGAUCAAAGUCUUGACAGAGGAAGUGUUCAUUUACACACCUCUCCUGAGCUACCUGCGUCUUUAUGACAACCCCUGGCACUGUACUUGUGAGAUAGAAACGCUUAUUUCAAUGUUGCAGAUUCCCAGGAACCGAAAUUUGGGGAACUAUGCCAAGUGCGAAACCCCACAAGAACAAAAAAAUAAAAAACUGCGACAGAUAAAAUCUGAACAGUUGUGUAAUGAAGAAGAAAAGGAACAAUUGGGCCCGAAACCCCAAGUGUCAGGGAGACCCCCCGUCAUCAAGCCUGAGGUGGACUCAACUUUUUGCCACAAUUAUGUGUUUCCCAUACAAACACUGGACUGCAAAAGGAAAGAGUUGAAAAAAGUGCCAAACAACAUCCCUCCAGAUAUUGUUAAACUUGACUUGUCAUACAAUAAAAUCAACCAACUUCGACCCAAGGAAUUUGAAGAUGUCCAUGAGCUGAAGAAAUUAAACCUCAGCAGCAAUGGCAUUCAAUUCAUUGAUCCUGCUGCUUUUUUAGGGCUUACACAUUUAGAAGAAUUAGAUUUAUCAAACAACAGUCUGCAAAACUUUGACUAUGGCGUAUUAGAAGACUUGUAUUUUUUGAAACUCUUGUGGCUCAGAGAUAACCCUUGGAGAUGUGACUACAACAUUCACUACCUCUUCUACUGGUUAAAGCACCACUACAAUGUUCAUUUUAAUGGCCUGGAAUGCAAAACACCUGAAGAAUACAAAGGGUGGUCUGUGGGAAAAUACAUUAGAAGCUACUAUGAAGAAUGCCCCAAAGACAAGUUACCAGCAUAUCCUGAGUCAUUUGACCAGGACACAGAAGAUGAUGAAUGGGAAAAAGUACAUAGGGAUCACACUGCAAAGAAGCAAAGUGUAAGAAUUAUUAUAUUGGGAUAAGAUAGAAAUUUUUCUGAUUGUAAUUAGUUUUGUAUUUUCCAUACUGGUGUUAGAAAACAUAUGUUUACAUUUUUGAUUAACUGUGUUGCCUAUUUAUGCAGGGUUAUCCAGCUAAAGGAAGCUUUCUUUAAUGAUGAUAAGUAUUAUUGUUGACUCUUAUAGUAAUCAAGAGAAUACUGACAUCCUGCUUGCCUGUCCAUUUGUGGAACAGCAUCUGGUGAUAUGUAAUUCCACACCAGUAACCUGCAGCAGCUGGGUCCUAAUGAUGGCAUUAGACUUUCAUAAUGUCCUGUAUAAAUGCUUUUACUACUUUCUGAAAAUAAAAAAAAAAAACUUGGUUCAUUUUUACAUGCCUUUUGAUAGCUGUGCAUACCUAAAGAUGAUCAAAAUGAUUUUAUACAAAAAGUAGAGGGGUGGGUCAUUCCCCACCCCUCUACUUUUUUUCAGUAAAUCAUCUUAAAAUUUAAAUAAAUUUUCAUUUCUGAUUUCUGUACAUUCCAAAA
Molecule: messenger RNA, 6206 nt
Organism: Cebus imitator (Panamanian white-faced capuchin)
Lineage: Eukaryota; Metazoa; Chordata; Mammalia; Primates; Cebidae
Gene: LRRC17
Product: leucine rich repeat containing 17
Exons: 5
Coding region: 4378-5703 (441 amino acids)
Molecular function (GO): protein binding
Source: RefSeq, a predicted model, not a curated record